UCCUCCACUUCCCUCUACUUCAGUUGCUCUGCAUGAUUGAUUCAGUCGCUGGUGCCAUUUCCGCUGCUGCUCACACUGGUUGAUUCAAAUUAUAGAGCCUGCACCAUCCCCUACCGAUUCGCUUCCGAUAAUCCUCUCAAGCCCACUCCCAUUGCGCUCUAAUGGAUCGGCGUCUUCUACAACUCCAUCCCUUCCCUCAACGGCGAGUUUGAAAGGCUGCGGCGAACGGCGACCGGUGACGAGCGAUCGGCGGCGAGUUUGAAGGCGACGACGAGCGGCUAUUUUCGAACCACGACUGCGGCUUGGAAUAUUUUAACCCCAUUCUCCUGUAACUGAACUCUUUUUUUUCCAAGAGCAAUACUUGAUGGAGUUUUGUAAGACGGAUUCUCAAGAACUUUUGUUACAGAUUCGGCGCCAAGAGGAGCUUUUGAAAUCUAAAAGAAGAUGGCUGCUGGGGCUUCCUACAUCUGUACCUAGUCUAAAGCAUUUUGAUCAUUCAGACUUUUUAAAUAAAAAAAACUUGCCUGAGUCAUUGCUGAGGGAAGAUGAUGUUUUCUAUGAGACUGUCAAGACAAGAGUUGAAGAAGCUUUUGGAGCUUUAAAUGUUGAAACAAGUCGUCUUGGUAUUCCAGUUGAUCAAAUGUUAGAUACUUGCAAAGUUAGAAAACUCAUCUUGUCAUGUCUUAAUGAUCUGAGCACCAAUGGACUUUACCUUCUUGCUGUAAUAUUUACAGAAGACUCUGUCAGAUUGGAAAAAACUCGCUGCAAGCUGAAAAGGGUUAUCAAAGAGUUUAUUCCAAAAGUUCUGAGAAGGGAAAGUCAAGAUUGCCAUCAAUUGGAAAUUGUUAAACGAUUGGCUCAGCUUCUCAAUGACCCAAAAACUUUCCGUAGAGGAUGCCGAAGAGGAUGCGCAGCAACUUCGACAUCAAGUUUGCCAUCUUUGCAGGAUGCUGCAUCACAGGUUCUGUAUAGAUUAGGAGACCUGCCCACCCAAGGUCUCAUAGCAAUGCAUCGAAAACUUUCAGGAGUUCGAGUUAUGCCUCAGAUGAAACGUCACAAGCAUGGGUGGGGACGUGAUCGUCUUAUUAAUGUUCUUACAAAAAUUAGUAAGAAGAUGCUUUCAUCUCUUCGAGAAGGAGAUAAAUUACAAGAAUCACUUGCAAAAGCUAUGGCCAUGGCUGAAUUAUCACUUAAGCUGGUAUCAGGUCACCACAAUUCAUCCAUAAUUGAGUUUUAUCCCUUCUCACCUCAAAUAAAAACCUUGCAUAAUGAAAUAGUAAAAGCCAUAUGGUUUGUUAGAAAGAAGAGUGACUUUCGGAAGCUCAAACAGUUGAAGUCUUUGUUGGAUCCUGAUUCUAAAGUGCCCAAUAGGUGCUUAAGAACAGCUAUUAAGCAGAUGUUAAUAGACUAUCUUUUUGAGUGCUGUGAUAUGGACGCUGUGCCAAAGUCUCUUUUGAAAGCUUUAGCUAUGAUAAAUGCAGAUUCUCGAAGUGCGUCACAUUCAUUUUUCUCGCAAGAUGAAACUGAAGAGGAGGUUGAAUGUGUAUUUAGUCUGAGUGCUCAAAUGAAACAAGUAGUUUGGGAUUUACUACCUAACCGUGAAUUUGAACACGAAUUUGUUGAUGCAUAUAUGGAAGAGUUAGAAGAAAGUGAUGACGAUUUUGAUGAUGAUGGCAGUGGUAGUUGUGAUGGUGGCUUGCCUAGAGACGACAAUGGGUCCCAUUCUUUUUAUGUUGAAGGUAUGGGGGAAUCUAUGCCAGGCAAUCUGGGGUAUUCAUCAGUGGGGAAUGUCUUGUCCCCUAGUCAGGCGUCCAUGAAAAGUCCUGAUGUUAGGCCUCUCCAAUGUUCAGAACUUACGCAUUUUACCAGGGAGGGCUCUUUAGAUUCUUCUUUUAAUUUCUGCUCUUCAUUCAUGGAAUCCAAAGUUCAGAUAGAUACAUAUAACUUAUCUUCUAACCAACAAGUGGGGAACAAGGACACCAUCUCAUUUUCACAUCAUAUAGAUGACUCUCCUUCCUCCAAGUUCACACCAAAUAUUUUGUUGGAUAAGAGCACAAUUGAUCUUGCAAAAACCCCCUGUUUAAGUUCUUUCAACAUGUCAUGUGCAAUGCCUCAGAUGGAGCCUAGUAAACCAAGCCCGUUUAAGAAUCAAUACCUCAUGAUUCAAGAAGCUUGUGAUGGAACUAGCAUGAUUGCUUAUAAUUUCAUUGGCCGUUUGCUAGAAGAGUUUGCAAAGAGUGAAGGCGUAGACUUAGAUUGGUGCGCUAAUUUAUAUCUUAGUACCCACUGUUCAAUUGAAGAAGACCUUCCUGAAGUUGAACAGACUCAUACUAAAGCGAAGAGAAGCGAUUCAGUAAUUAUUCAAGUUUGUGAAGAGUUAAUACCUUCUCUCUCUGAGAGUGGAACAAAGAGACUUCAACUGCUGCUGGGAUUGUGAUUCUCCAGGGAUUUUGGCUGAUCUGAAUUAGCUGUUGAUCUCUGGGCAGCCCCAACAACAGCGGAGCAACCAGAAUUGAAUCACUUGAGUUCAUCUUGGGGCAAAAUGAAGAAGUGGUAUUGCGUUUGAGGAUGUUCAUCCGAGGCAUUUUUGGCGACACUAUAAGCGUGCAUGCAUCCAUUAUGACCCCAGAAAACACAGAACUGCUUCAGAAGGAAAUUUAUGCUUAUUCUUACUCUGAAGAAGAUAAAGAGUUUAAGCUUCCGAAACUGUUGAGUUCACUGGUGAUGAGGCUACGAAACGGAAUUUAAAAUUGCUGAUCAGGUCUCUGAGCUUACCAUGAGGCAAAGAUGUGAUUGAAAUUAGGCGACAUUGUAUCGGUUUCGAUCUGUUCAUAUUGCAAAGUGCAGAGUGUUAGAUGAAUGGCUCUGAUACCAUGUUAGAUGAACACGACUCUCCACAAUGGAAUGAUAUUGUCACUUCACAAUCACACUCUUGAUGGCAGCGGACUUGCGAUUGUGCGGCACUCACUUUCCAACGACAAGUGAGCUAAACCAAUUUGUUCUUAUGUCGCCUACGACCAAGCGACGUAUGCUCGAGUCUCUGACCUCGGUUUAAGAAGUUUUAGAAAAUGAGGGCAGAGAGAGAUUUUGA
Messenger RNA from Cucurbita pepo subsp. pepo (vegetable marrow), 3091 nucleotides. RefSeq lists its product as uncharacterized. Lineage: Eukaryota; Viridiplantae; Streptophyta; Magnoliopsida; Cucurbitales; Cucurbitaceae. The record is from RefSeq and is a predicted model, not a curated record.